AUGUUGCAAGCAGUAUUGGUUCUUUUAUCGUUCAUAUUUUUCUACCCUGAGAGUGCUGGACUCGAGCCAAUACCUGAGAGUCAACUAAAUCCAUUAAUGAAAUCUCCAUUCUCCAAGUCACCAGAUUUCUCCAAAAAUAUCAACUACAUCGAAGCCAAAGCGGGAGAGAACAAAACCCUAUCGUGCUCAAGAAAUUCAAAGUGGAAAUUCCCAAAUGACAGCAACGCAGAUCUUGCUGGCUACGAUUUUGAUGAUUUUGGCCAAAGACACGGCAUUGUAGAGACCAAUGAGAGCUCCUUGUUGGAUAUUUGGGAUUUGAGACAGACGGAUACUGGAUUGUACCAAUUUACCAACAUGAAACUUAUUGUGAACGGCGAGGAAUGGACUGGAUUUUGCUUUGAUAUCUCUGACAACUCAACACAGAAAAUACGAAUCAUAAAUCAAAAAGACUUCAAUUAUGUCGGCAAUCCAAAUUGCACGCAAAUAUUCAAAUACUAUGAUCCAAGAGUUGGUUUUGAUUUUGGUCCGAUAGCUGAUCAGUUGCCCUGGAAGCAGUCUGGCUUCGAUAGAGGUAUAUUACUUGGAGAUCCAUCUCCAAACGGAUGUGUUUAUCAAAAUGAGGAGAUCAUUAUUGAGCUGAAGGUUUUAAUGGCGAUUCCCUUCAAGAGUGGCACACCGCAAAUGUUAAUCGGUGGCACAUUGGUGAACUGCUCCAUUUCCCACACAUUUUACGCUGAAGAAGAUCGACUACUCUUUUAUUGUAAAAACUGUUCUUCGCAGGAUCCUGAUUUUAUUGAUCAAUUGCUUAAACGACUGAAAAACAAUAGAACACUGGAAGAUAUUGAUGCUUUCCAUAAAUCACAAUCGAAAAAUGGCUCGUCAGUAUUCUGCGAUUGCAACAAUUCAAUUUUGCCCGGUACUGAAGUAGAGAUGACCUCCCUUAAAAGUAACGAAGAGGUUUUUGAAGUUCGGCGAUCAUUCAUAGGCUAUGGAGCCUAUGGACAAGUCUUUCUAUUAGAUGGCUAUGAUGAGCCAGCCGUGGAAAAGUGCUUGAUGUCUAAAAAUCUUCAACAUCUCACUCGUUUCAAGCAAGAAUUCGAAGAUUUUGCAAAAGAAUUAUUGGAACGAAAUCGACCAUCUCGAUUGUUGUGUCAAGAUCUAUGUGAGGAAGGAGACUUUGUUCGAAGCAAG
This is a messenger RNA of Mesorhabditis belari, 1191 nucleotides long. The record is from the annotation of a GenBank genome assembly. Lineage: Eukaryota; Metazoa; Nematoda; Chromadorea; Rhabditida; Rhabditidae.